GGCGUUACAGUGGUAGAAACAUUUACAUCAGAGAAGGGAGACCCUCCUGCAGCUGAGUCUGAAAUCGAUCAAAGUUCAAAGGCAAUUCUUUUUUUUCUUUCCUGAAAAUUCAAACCUAAUCCAACCCUUUUCUUUUCCAUUUCCGAUUUCAUUUCAAAUUGACCUCGCCUUCACGCACCUUCCCUUAGAUCCCCAAAUUCCCACCUCGCAAAAUCUCCACUUUUCCCCCAUUCCGAGGAAACCAUAAACCAUGCUCGAUCCAAUGACUUUUUGAAUUCCGUGCUUUCUCUCGGACCUCCCCCUCCAUCUAUCUUUGGAUUUUGAAUUCUCUCGCUUGGGUCGAUGAAUAACAUGCCACAAUAGUGUUCGAAAGCUAAAAGGUGAUCUUUCUUUUUUUUUUUCAUUUUUGGGUUUAGCUCUGUGUUUGAAGAGGGCAGAGAGAAAGGGAGUGACUGGCUGGUUAAUGGGGAUGGGUUCAAAAUUGGAAGGACCGUCUACCCCAGUAAAUCGACGUGACCCAUAUGAGGUUUUGUCUGUGUCAAGGGACUCUUCCGAUCAAGAAAUUAAAACUGCUUACAGAAAGCUAGCUCUCAAGUAUCACCCUGACAAGAAUGCCAGCAAUCCUGAAGCGUCAGAACUAUUUAAAGAGGUUGCUUAUUCUUAUAGUAUCUUGUCCGACCCGGAGAAGAGAAGGCAGUAUGAUAGUGCAGGAUUUGAGGCACUUGAUGCUGAUAGCAUGGACAUGGAAAUUGACUUGUCUAAUCUAGGGACAGUCAACACAAUGUUUGCAGCUUUAUUCAGCAAGCUGGGUGUCCCUAUCAAGACAACCAUUUCAGCUAAUGUUCUUGAGGAAGCUCUGAAUGGGACAGUUACAGUCAGACCACUUCCUAUUGGAACAUCAGUGAGCGGAAAGGUAGAGAAGCAAUGUGCUCACUUUUUUGGUGUGACAAUAAAUGAGGAGCAAGCUGAGUCAGGGAUUGUAAUAAGAGUUACUUCAACUGCACAAAGCAAAUUCAAGUUACUUUACUUUGAACAAGAUGCAAAUGGUGGCUAUGGUUUAGCACUGCAGGAAGAUAGUGAGAAAACUGGCAAGGUGACAUCUGCCGGAAUGUAUUUCUUACAUUUUCAAGUGUAUAGAAUGGAUUCAACCAUGAAUGCGUUAGCGAUGGCCAAGGAUCCUGAAGGGGCUUUCUUUAAAAGGUUGGAAGGUCUUCAACCUUGUGAAGUCUCAGAACUAAAGCCUGGCACCCAUAUAUUUGCUGUUUAUGGGGAUAACUUUUUUAAGACUGCUAGCUAUACAAUUGAGGCAGUAUGUGCAAAAUCAUAUGAAGAUACCACCCAGAAACUUAAGGACAUUGAGGCUCAGAUUUUAAGAAAGAGGAAUGAGCUACGCCAAUUUGAAGCAGAAUAUCGAAAGGCAUUGGCUCGCUACCAGGAAGUGACAGAGAGAUAUGCAAAAGAAAAACAAUCUGUAGAUGAGCUUCUGAAACAAAGAGACGGCAUCCAUUCAUCCUUCACCAUUGUCAAAUCAACCAAUGUUAGUGGGACUGCUAGUAAUUUAAGCAAUGGAAGCUCUAGCAAAGUUUCUGGUGAUGAAUCCAAAGGUGAUAGCCCCGGGGAAGAUGGAGGGUCGGAUGGGAAGGACAAAUCGGCCAAGAAGAAAUGGUUUAACCUGAAUCUUAAGGGCUCUGAUAAGCGGUUGAUUUAAAACGAAGAUCGAUUGUGAUUAUCUCCAUCAAUCUCAGCUUGAGUGUCAAUGAUGGCAUGGCCACAAACACAGCAGCCUGCAGUGUAUCUUCUGGAAUAUUUUUGUUUUUCUUGGUUGGUGGUUUUUUAACCAGGUUUGUGAACUGGUUUUGUUAGCCGUUCGUUGGUAUUUAGUGCAUUCCAGGUUAUAUAUGUCUCUCUUAAGUCUUAAUUGUUUCCAAUAUUUUUGUCAUCAGUGAGAUUCAUAUCAUCCAAUUCCCUUGUAGCUUCCUCAACACAAACAUAGUUUUGAUAUUGUAAUCAUAUAUUCAUUUUUGUAAAAGGUAUCACUUUCAUCCAUCCUUGCUCUUCUUAGGAACUUCUUAAAAUGUUCACCUUUCUUUUUUUUUCUUUUUUGGACAUGGCCUUGGGCCAGAGAACUGGCCUAACCCAGACAAAAAAAUAUCUCUUUCAAUCUCUGACAUUGUUUUUAUAAUUUUGUAUUUGUUAAACAGAAUACUAUUAUUGUACUAGUCCAAAGGAUAAUUUACAAAUCCAUUUUUACUCUUGUGUAA
Molecule: messenger RNA, 2261 nt
Organism: Arachis stenosperma
Lineage: Eukaryota; Viridiplantae; Streptophyta; Magnoliopsida; Fabales; Fabaceae
Product: chaperone protein dnaJ 15
Exons: 11
Coding region: 464-1708 (414 amino acids)
Source: RefSeq, a predicted model, not a curated record